AUGCGCAGCCUGGAAGAUGCAGUCAGGGAGGCCUGGGUGGCCAUUCCAGAGCCCAGAAGAUUCCCCUCUCUGGAAACAACAACAAGACUGGAGGUUCCCAGAACAACAUCACUGAAGUCACUGGAGGAUCUGAACGAGAUGUACAGAGAGAUGGACUUUCCCGUUAUUGAGGAAAGAAUGCUUGGGGACCACAUCGCCCUGAUAGAUGUCCUGAACAACCUGAGCAUUGAAUACAGUAGAUAUGGACUAGUGAUCUCGUCAGAGCUGAACGAGCUGAGAAAGAGGCAGGAGGAGAUAUCGCUUUACGACGAGUAUGAAAAAGAGUGCGAUGUACUGGAAAUAGAGUUGGCAAACUCAAAGGAGAAGUAUGGGAAGAUGCAGGAGUACAGCCGGUACAAUGUCGAUGACCUGAAGUACAGGCUCGAUGAGCUUCGGAAGAUGUUCAACGACAUGGAAUACGAGAAGACGCAUCCUGGCCUCAUCAGCAAAAUCCUUGCAUUUCUAAAGGAGGACGGUCCCGCAGACGAGGAUGUCAUCAGCUCCUUCGGAUAUGUCAGGGAAAGCAGGGAGUACUCAAACAGUAUUGAGAAGAUACUUAUAGUCGACGAGCUUGGAAAUGCACCAGACUCAUGCAAUAAGAUUGUCUGCCAGCACCUUGUUCUGGAAGAAUCCAUCGAACUUGAUCACCUGGGGAGGCGACUUGGCAUGGACAGAGCUGCGCUUCUGAGAAUAGUUUAUGGAUUGCUGAGCAAAGGAAUAAUUGUGUUUGAUAGGUCGGGAGACAGAAUAUGCCUCCAGAGAUGA
Molecule: messenger RNA, 804 nt
Organism: Encephalitozoon cuniculi GB-M1
Lineage: Eukaryota; Fungi; Microsporidia; Unikaryonidae
Exons: 1
Coding region: 1-804 (267 amino acids)
Source: RefSeq, marked provisional